AUGAUCAAUUUCGACACUUUACUGGUAUGCCAAAUCAGUAUCUCCAUAGCGUGUCACCAACUUCCACAGCUGGCAACCACUUCCCUAGCUUCACCACCGAUCGCAGUAACAUAUCAACAGAUCCAGACCUCACUCCACGCAAUGCUGCACCAACAGUGGCACCGUCCACCACAACCCUAUCAAACGCAACAGUCAAGCCAUUACACGAAAAUGUCUAUGGUCACCACCACUCCACCAACAUCCAUCAUCAUAAAAACAAUACCAACGAUAACGAAGUCUGCUACAACGAAGUCUGCUAUCCCAAAAGCGACAAUAGUCGCCACAAAACUUAUAUCAACAACGACAAUGCGCCGCAUAACAACUCCGGCAACAACGACAGCGCCCACCACAGCAGUUACUGCAACAGCGACAACGUCCACCACAACAACUCCAUCAACAACGACAACGUCCACCACAACAUCUACUCCAACAGCGACAAUGACCACCACAAAACCUAUAACUCCAGCAAAGACAGCAAUCACCGAAGCACCUACAUCUGCACCAGUAAAAGCAACCACAACACGAGCCAAGUCAACUUCAACAACUAUAUCUGUUUAUCCACUCACUGCCAAAACGGAAUCAAUAUCGCCUCGUCCACUGAUAUUAUCAAGCACAGGCUCAGAUUUGUUCGAAGUGAUCAACUCUAGAGCAACAACGAGCGAAUCGCUGGUGCCAUCGCAAACAAUUCGAAGUGCAACUCAGAACGGUAAGCCAUUAUGA
Anisakis simplex (herring worm) is the source of this 759-nucleotide messenger RNA. NCBI's taxonomy places the organism in Eukaryota, Metazoa, Nematoda, Chromadorea, Rhabditida, Anisakidae. The record is from the annotation of a GenBank genome assembly.